AUGUCUAUUUCUGCCGCCAAGCAGGUGUAUGAAGUCGAAAAUUAUGGUCUGCAUAAAACAAAACCCUUCAUUGCUUCUAAAUGUCUUAUUUCAGUAACCCUCUACGGCAAAUGGAACAAAGUAGACCGACCUCUAGUAUGCGGUGGAGCGGCUCAUAGCAGAAGAUAUCUCUUCCACUCACUAACCCUCCACUGGCCUUCGGAGCACGUGAUUGGGGGCCUGCAAUACCCCUUAGAAAGCCAAGCGCUACACAUAUCUGCUGAGUAUAAAACCUUCAAGGAUGCCGUGGCAGCGGCAUCGAGAGACAAACUGGCUUUCCUUGGGAUUGUAAAUAUAUACAAGUUCACAAAUCGCACUCAACAAGGUCUGAAGAGCAUCUUGAAAGCGGCGACGAGCAAAAGGCCUGGAAAUAAUUAUUCCAUACCAGCCCAUUCUAUUGGAUUCUUCACCCCACCAUUCCAAGAGUACGUUACCUACCAGGGGUCAUUGACUUAUCCCCCUUGUACGGAAGCUGUGUUGUGGUUCGUUAGAGCUCGCAGUUUGCCUGUAGAAAGAAAUAUAGUGAAAGCGGCUCAUAAGCUCACGAACCCUUACAAUGAACCCAUGAAGCUUCUGAUUAGACGACUACAACCUAUGAACGACAGAAAAACAUAUUUUUUCGGAUAGAUUUGAUACAUGUUUGUAUUCUUAAAAUCAUACAUAGAUGGCUGCAUUUUCCAAUACACGAAUGCAACUUAUAGUAAUAACUCUAUCAUUCUAUAAAUAUUAAAUACACGUUUUUUAUCAAUC
This is a messenger RNA of Manduca sexta (tobacco hornworm), 789 nucleotides long. RefSeq names its product carbonic anhydrase 6-like. Gene Ontology annotation, molecular function: zinc ion binding; carbonate dehydratase activity. The record is from RefSeq and is a predicted model, not a curated record. Bases 1 to 666 code for a protein of 221 amino acids. NCBI's taxonomy places the organism in Eukaryota, Metazoa, Arthropoda, Insecta, Lepidoptera, Sphingidae. The transcript is spliced from 4 exons. Gene Ontology annotation, cellular component: cytoplasm.